ACAGUACCAAAAUGAAAACAGGAAAAUACACUAUACAUACAAAACAGAAUCAGUACAUUCUGCUCAUUCACAAAUUCACAAACUGCCGUUCAAUCUGUUCGUCGAUCGAUCGAUCAAUCAGCCAAUCAAAUCGCAGCGGGGGAAAAAAUGAGCGGAGCGGCGAAGAAAGUAACCGACGUUGCAUUCAAAAGCGGGAGGAAUAUCGAUUGGGAAGGAAUGGCGAAGCUGCUUGUCACCGACGACGCUCGUCGGGAGUUCGCCACCCUCCGCCGCGCCUUCGACGACGUCAACACCCAGCUCCAAACCAAGUUCAGCCAGGAACCAGAACCCAUAGACUGGGAGUAUUACAAGAAAGGAAUUGGGUCUCGUUUGGUUGAUAUGUACAAGCAAGCUUACGAUGAGGUUAAAAUUCCGAAAUAUGUUGACAAUGUCACUCCUCAGUACAAACCUAAGUUUGAUUCUCUGCUGGUAGAGCUGAAAGAAGCUGAGCAGCAGUCUCUGAAGGAGUCCGAAAGAUUAGAAAAAGAAAUUGUGGAUGUCCAAGAGUUGAAGAAGAAGCUAAGUACAAUGACAGCUGAUGAAUACUUUGCAAAGCAUCCCGAACUCAAGAAGAAGUUUGAUGACGAGAUUCGAAAUGAUUACUGGGGAUAUUAACUGGUUUUGAUCUAAUGUAACACUUUUUCGGAACCAUUUUGAGGUGAACAUUUUUAGUUCAACUGCAAUUUGGAAAUAAAGAGACGAACGGACUUCUUGUCGUUUAGCUUUCCGGGUAUUUUAAAGACUGAAAAUUAAUAAUUGUAUUUUUGAUACUUAUAACAAUUUUGCUAAGAUACGAGUUAACUGCAACUAGGGAUGAAAAUUGGAAUGGAGUUUCCGACUUCCGCUGACUCCAAUUGUUUCCGAUUUUGCAAGAUAAAUGUUUCCAAAUGUAGUUUUUGGAACAAAUUAUAAUAUGGAGGUCUUAUAUUGAAAUGCAAUAUAUUUAGGCCUUGUUUGG
Molecule: messenger RNA, 997 nt
Organism: Erythranthe guttata (spotted monkey flower)
Lineage: Eukaryota; Viridiplantae; Streptophyta; Magnoliopsida; Lamiales; Phrymaceae
Product: ATP synthase subunit d, mitochondrial
Biological process (GO): proton motive force-driven ATP synthesis
Molecular function (GO): proton transmembrane transporter activity
Source: RefSeq, a predicted model, not a curated record